Messenger RNA from Bicyclus anynana (squinting bush brown), 5317 nucleotides. It is a transcript of the gene slgA, whose product is annotated as proline dehydrogenase 1, mitochondrial. Gene Ontology annotation, molecular function: FAD binding; proline dehydrogenase activity. The record is from RefSeq and is a predicted model, not a curated record. Lineage: Eukaryota; Metazoa; Arthropoda; Insecta; Lepidoptera; Nymphalidae. The coding region runs from base 155 to 1918 and encodes 587 amino acids. Gene Ontology annotation, cellular component: mitochondrion. The transcript is spliced from 12 exons.
CGCGCGCAGUCAGUUCAGUUGCGGCUCGCGGUAUCGAACGCCGGUGCGUCUGUGUUGAGCUGUCGCCUGUCGGUGUGUGAGCCAGACAGUUGUCAGUUGCCACCGGCGGCGGAUACGCGUGUGACCCGAGUGUACAGUGCGCGGAGCUCCAACCAUGGCUCUGCUUCGUCGGCUGGCUGUGAACGCGCCCCGAGGCGUCCGGAUGCUGUCGGCUUCCCCGCCGACCCGCGACGAUCUCGACCUAACCUUCAACAGCCCAAAAGACGCGUUCAAAAGCAAAAAAACCAGCGAACUAGUCCGGGCAUACCUCGUCUACCAAAUAUGCUCGUUCAACUGGAUCGUCGAGAACAACGACAUGUUGAUGAAGAGGUUGCGACAGGUAGUGGGGAAAAAGCUGUUCGAAGUUAUCAUGAAAGCCACCUUCUACGGGCAGUUCGUGGCCGGUGAGGACCAGAACAACAUCAAACCCACCAUUGAGAGGUUACGCUCCUUUGGUGUUAAGUCAAUCCUGGAUUAUUCCGUCGAGGAAGACAUUACUCAAGAGGAGGCUGAGAAACGCGAAGUCAGCGCUUCGAUCUCCACCUUCGGCGACCAGGAGGAGGAGGGUCAGCUGAAGCAGUACCAUGUGGAGCAAAGAUUCGCGGACAGACGCUACAAGGUGACCAGCGCCAGGACUUACUUCUACCUCAAUGAGGCUUCCUGUGAGAAGAACAUGGAAGCCUUCAUGAAGAGCAUAGAUGCCGUCGCAGGAAUCACCAAAAGCACCGGGCUGAUGGCAGUGAAACUGACAGCUCUCGGGAGACCGCAACUACUCCUCCAAUUAUCUGAAGUGAUAAUGAGGGCCCGUAGUUACAUGCACGAGAUAGCCGGCGGCACUGGCAACGUCCUCACACACCACAAGACCAUUGAAGACAUCCAGCGAUACCUCGGCGACUUGAGCUCCAAGCCUGAAGUGCAGGAGUUCAUGAAGAAGGUCACUUCGGAUAAAGAGGGCGUGCUGCAUUUAUUCCCAUGGGAUCGGAUCGUUCAUCUAUUCCCAUGGUCCAACAUCCUGGACAAGGAUAUGGGGCUGUCGGACUCUUUCCGAGUGCCAGACCCCAAGACUGGCCAGAUGCGCCGCCUGAUCUCGCAGAUCUCACCAAAAGAAGAGGAAAUGUUCAGGAACAUGCUGCGGAGACUCAACAACAUAAUCAAGGUCGCCAACGACCAUGACGUCAGGAUCAUGAUUGACGCAGAGCAGACUUACUUCCAACCGGCAAUCUCGAGGAUCUGCUUAGAAAUGAUGAGGAGAUACAAUAAAGAUAAGUUCCUAGUAUUCAACACAUACCAGACCUACCUGAAGAACACUUACAACGAAAUCGUAACGGAUUUGGAACAGGCUCAGCGACAGAACUUCUACUGGGGAGCCAAGCUCGUGCGUGGUGCUUACAUCGAACAAGAGCGUGCUCGAGCGGCAGCAAUGGGCUACGAAGACCCCACGUGCGAGAGCGUAGAAGCCACUACGACUUCCUUCCAUAGAUGCCUCAAAGAAAUUCUCAGCAGAGUCAAGAAUGAGAACAAGGACCGUCUCGGCAUAAUGGUGGCGUCGCACAACGAGGACACGGUGCGCUACGCCAUCCAGCUGAUGAAGGAGCACGACAUCAAGCCGGACGCCAAGGUGGUGUGCUUCGGCCAGCUGCUGGGCAUGUGCGACCACAUCACCUUCCCGCUCGGACAAGCCGGAUACUCUGCAUACAAAUACGUUCCUUACGGUCCAGUAGUCGAAGUGCUGCCAUAUCUGUCACGACGCGCGAAUGAAAAUCGCGGUUUCCUCGUCAAGAUUAAAAAGGAGAAAGGUCUUUUAUUAAAAGAAAUCCUCCGCCGCGUGUUCACGGGUCAGAUCUUUUACAAACCAGUCGGCCACUACACGCCGGUCUAAACGUCUCGCAUUUACGAGUUCAUAGUCAGGCUUGCCAACUUUACGGGUAUUUUACGAUUUGACCGACUGUAGGGGCUUACAAAAUAAAGUUAACAAUAGUUUUUGAGUGACGUGUCAAUAUGUGAUACCUCUCUGUUCAAUUCUCUUGGCAAUACGCAAUAUUUUUUGGUCCAGUGAUUAUGGUUUUGGUGACAUUAACUUAAAUGACCUUAUUGCUGUUAUCCAUAUUAAUAAAAUGUGGUCUAAAAGCUAAUUUCCAUCACAAACUGCAUUUUCUGCCAAAUACAAAGUAAGAUAAUUUAUUGACCACAAAACCUUGGUACAGCCUGUCAAGAGAAAUAAUUUAUAUAAAAUCUAGGCCAUUGAGUGAAGCUUUUUAGUCGUUUAUGCUGGACUUAUCCCCUAAGCUGUGGUAAAAGCUAGUCGAAAAGAGUCACCUCGAAUACAUCAUUGUUUAUACAGUUGGUAAGCCUUGGUGAAAUUCCAGCGAAGUAGCGCCAUCUGUUGGUAGAAGUUUGAUUGGUUUGAUGUUGGUUAGCUAACUUAUUGUAUUUAUGUAUUAGAUUAAUAAAUAAUGUAAGAUUGAGAUCACAACGCGAUUCUCUUGUUGUUCGUACAUGUUGAUACGUUAAAAUAAUGAAGAAAUUUGGCCAUGCAGUUAAAAUUGCGUAGAUUGAGUAUCAUUUAACAAGUAGGUAAGCUUUAAUUUUUUUUGUUAGCCUGAUAGUUUAUCACAUCACAACUGAUAAUAUACAUAAAUAUAAGUGUAUGAAUAUAUAUUUGGAUGUAUGUUUCCUUAUCACGCCUAAAGGGAUUUGAUAUUUGGAUGAAAAUACAGCUACGUAUGUAUCCUGGAUUAAUAUGGACACAUUAUAUCCGCGAAAAAGAAGUUCCCUUCUUGUUGUUCUGCGUGGGUGAAAUCGUGGUUAAAAGCUAAUAUCUUUAAACAACAACAUAAUCUCAGAUAGAUAGGAUUCUAUUCUGGGAAGAGAGUAUUUGGAGAGACAUAAGCAUUUUACAUGGGUUUAUAUACAUUUAUUCGCUGUGUACUUUCGUGAAUCACGGAGUAAUAUGUAAACUUUUUUACUUACGUAGUAGUCUUUUCAAAUUCAUCCGUAUUAUUUGUGGCUACUACGAAGUGUCAUAAUUACUCCAAAAUUAUUGCUCAUUAGGGUCAAGAUAAUAAUAUAUGCUGGUAAAAAUAUAUGCAUUUAUAAUUCUUUUUCGUACUUAACAGUGGAUAAAGUACGAAAUAACGUGGUACAUUUUGAUAAUAAAUAUUUUUAAGAAAACAAAAUGUUAUUUAAGUACAGUUUUCUAGUUCAUUACUAUUAUUGUGGUUUUAUUGUACCUUUGAAAGUCAAAAUGAGGUCUGUACGUAAAGUACUUUAUUUAAAAUGUAAUAUCAUAUUUGUAUUAAAGCGUAUGAGUGUGUAUAGACCCGAUGCAUCAAUUACGUCCAUUCAGUAUUCUUCAAUUAUAUGACUUUUAGAUACAUCAUUGUCUACACUAGUCGUUUCAUUAAAAAGAAAUUUUGAGAUUUGUUUAUGCGGAAUUAUACCAGUAAACUUUUUUUUUCUAUGGCUCUUAGAACAAUAAAUUUUAUAAUAUACUUAAUAUAAUCAAUAUAUGGAUGUUUGUAUCUUGUUCAAAACUAAGUACUUAGUCAUAAAAAAAAAUUGUUGGGCAUGUUUCUAUAAAAACAUUUUGUUAAAGUCCUAUGUUACUUACGUUUUAAUGAUUCCUGAAAUAUUGAAACUCUUGCAAUUUGUUUAGGUAUGUUACAUAAUAUAGUUAUUCAUUUUUAUUUAUGUAUGUGUAUAUUUUUCAACUAAUUUAUAACUCAUUGACGUAGAAGUGCAAUUUAUGAAUGUCAAUGAUAUUAAACUAUGGCUGUUCAAUUUAAAUUAUAAAAUUUUUCAGUAUAAAUAAGAAAUCGUAUGAAAUUUAAAACUUUUUUUGUUAAUUACUAUAAAUAUUUUGUUACAUGCUGCCAUUUGUUUUUAAUAAUCAGUAUUUUCUAUAUAAAUAGGACGUUUUAUUUUCUAUUUUAUUAAAAUUAUAUUUUAAGUUAUAAGACUAUAAACCUCAACAUGUAACUAUAACUACGUCACAUUAACUGGCUGUUAAUUAGAAUUCCCAGUGCGUUAAUCCACGUACGUAUGAUUAAAAAAAAAAAAAACUCAAAGAGACUUGAAAAACACAAAAAAAGGUAACCAAUCAAUGACGACAGCAACAGUAUUUUACCUAUUUCUAACUUUGUAAUAUAUCAAGCAAAUUAUAAGUAUACUGUAUACCUAACAUUGUCUGUCAAAAAUAGGUCGAGAAAAAUAUUUACGUUUUUAUGGUUGUUCUGUUUUCGCGUUGUAUGUGUAUAUGUGCAGUAAGAGUUAGUUAAUUUAUAAUUUUAUUUAUAACUGGUCCUUUUAGUCUAGUUUUUGUAGUUACUAAGUAGUGCGCGGAUUUUUUAUGAAUAACUUAUUAGUUUCAUAAUCUUAUCGAUCUGAACAUCAUAAAUCAGCAGUGUAUAUUUUGAUUGAGAUAAUUUAGAGGGCCUGAAAUACUAACGAAAAUUAAUUAAUUAGAAGAGCUUUUUUAACUUUAAGUAGAUGAAUACUUUUUGAAGUUUCACAUCAUUACCAGUAAGAUUCCAUUCCUGAUUAUAUGGAAAAGUUGUUUGUUUUUGCAUCAGGGUUUUGGAAUUUAUAAUUCCUCCAAACAAUUAGAGCAAGGUAUACUCUGAUAUGCCGGUUCUCUUUCCGCAUUAAAACUCAAAACUCGUUGGCGUGUUCACUCUCGUGGGAUUCAACUUUCCACUAAAUAAAUAUAAAGUCUAGGUUUCAGCUUAGAUUGAAAUCGUAAUAGAUGUAGAUGAAACUCAUAAGUGUCGACACCCAAUGAAGUAUCUAGCUGGUUGAGGAAGAAUGCAUUUCAAUUUUGUUCCUCGUCUAAGAAAAAAACAUGUGUUGCUUUAAGAACGUUAUUAUUGUAUUCUCCAAAAAACGUCUGUACAAUCUCCGAAAACUUUGUUUCCGAUAAACUGUACUAUAAAAAGUAAAAAAUAUUAUAUAUAUACAUAUAGGAAUAUGGAUUUAUCUCGAAAGUUAAUUAAUUUUCUGGAGUUUUGUGAUCCGCAUUUUUGUUAUUAUGCUUACGUGUUAUAGAUGUAGGUUUAGUUCCUAUACAAAUAAUAAGAUUUUGUUUUGGUAACGUUUUAUUACAAAUCUUUGAUAAAAUGUUAUUUUUUUUGUUGAUCAAUCAAUUAAUCAUCAUUUUUAUCAAUUUAUUUUAUUUUAAUUAUAAUUUAUUUAUUUUCGAAUCAGCGCUAAUACGAUUGUGAUGCUAAUUUAGAUUAUUUUACGAAUGGACAAUUUAAUAAAGACACGAAUCAAAGUUUUA